CAUUUUCUAGGACAAUUGAGACUAAAGGGAAAAACAUCACUGCCACCAAUUCUUGAGAUUACUCUUGUGCCAGAGAUUACUCUUGUGGAAGCUCUAUCUCAGAUGUACUAUGAAGCUAAUAGCAUCACUCCUCUCCCUGGCUUCUCUGCUGCAAGUUGUUCUGUGCUUGAGAAUUGCCUCUUUCAACAUCAGGAGCUUUGGUGAGACCAAGAUGACCAAUAACACCAUCUCUCACUAUAUUGUGAUGAUCCUGAAUCGGUAUGAUAUUGCGCUCAUCCAGGAGGUGAGAGACAAAUAUCUGACAGCUGUGGGGAAACUGAUGGAUGAACUCAAUAAAGAUUCACCAAAUGCCUAUCAUUUUGUGGCCAGUGAGCCUCUAGGGCGGAAUUCUUAUAAAGAACGCUAUCUCUUUGUAUUCAGACCUGACAAAGUGUCUGUCCUGGAUAGUUACCAAUAUGAUGAUGGCUGUGAACCCUGUGGAAAUGACACCUUCAGCCGGGAGCCUGCCAUUGUCAAAUUCUCCUCCCCAACUACAGAGGUGAAAGAGUUUGUCAUCGUUCCUCUGCACGCAGCCCCGAAUGAUGCUGUUGUUGAGAUCGAUGCUCUCUAUGAUGUCUACUUAGAUAUCCGCCAAAAGUGGAACACAGAGAACAUAAUGUUCAUGGGAGACUUCAACGCGGGGUGCACCUACGUCACCCCUUCGCAUUGGCCGUCCAUCCGCCUGUGCACCAGCCCCGCGUUCCAGUGGCUGAUUUCUGACACUACAGACACCACUGUGACCUCUACGGACUGUGCUUAUGACAGGAUUGUAGUCUCUGGAACUGAGCUACAAAGUGCUAUUGUGCCAGGAUCAGCCACCACAUUUGAUUUCCAGACAGCAUAUGAAUUGAGUUAUGAAACUGCUCUAGCCAUCAGUGAUCAUUAUCCUGUGGAGGUAACAUUGAAGAAAGCCUGAAUCUCCAUUUUUAUCAAACUUCCUUAUUUCAUCUACUUCUGCAACGUCCUCUCUAUUUCUGACCAUCUAUGGCCAAAACCACGGCCAAAGUCACCAAAAGAGCUGAUGCUUUUAUUUGCCUUCAUCCCCCUAAUGUGGGCUCCUAAAUGUCAAUGUGUAAAGCAAUAUAUCAUAAAAUUUGGAUAAACUAAGGUUAUAGGAUCUGUUGAAGACAUAAGAUAUUUAUGUGUGCUCUUUGA
This is a messenger RNA of Sarcophilus harrisii (Tasmanian devil), 1194 nucleotides long. It is a transcript of the gene DNASE1, whose product is annotated as deoxyribonuclease 1. Gene Ontology annotation, molecular function: DNA nuclease activity. Lineage: Eukaryota; Metazoa; Chordata; Mammalia; Dasyuromorphia; Dasyuridae. The record is from RefSeq and is a predicted model, not a curated record. The transcript is spliced from 9 exons. Bases 110 to 955 code for a protein of 281 amino acids. Gene Ontology annotation, biological process: DNA catabolic process. Gene Ontology annotation, cellular component: nucleus.